This is a messenger RNA of Dentiscutata erythropus, 1848 nucleotides long. NCBI's taxonomy places the organism in Eukaryota, Fungi, Glomeromycota, Glomeromycetes, Diversisporales, Gigasporaceae. The record is from the annotation of a GenBank genome assembly.
AUGGGUUUAAGUUCAGAAAGCCAUAAUUUAUUAGCUUCCAUCUUAAAAGAGCAAAAAGCUGAAUCUAUUCCUUAUCAAGUUGUUAAUAAUCUAAAUGACAAUAAAUCAGUUGAUAAGGUUGUUAGUCAGUUUGAAGAUAUUUUAUUUGCUGAAUCUGAUCCUGAAUUUGAUCAAAAAAUAGAAGAGGCGGCACUUAAAAUUAAUGAUUUGAAGGAAAAAGGAGAAGCUAUUGACAAAGAAAUUAAAGAGUUAAAAAAGAAAUAUAAUGAUUCACUAGAAAAAAAACAAACUGUUUUAGAAACUAAGGUUAAUGCAGCAGUUGCUGCUUUAAAAAAUGAUCUUAGAACUGUUGGUGCAGGUGGUCACAGGUUUUUUGAAGAAACAAUUAAGAGUAAUAAAAUUGUUUCAGAAGAAAAAUAUAAAUCUGAUACCUCUGCUAUUCCUGGUGAAACUUAUGGUUCAGUGAUCAAAACUAAUGUUAAUGCUAGCAGCAAUGGUAAAUCUUAUACUAACGCUGUUUAUUUAAGUAUGGAUUUUCAAGGUUUAAAAUUAAAACUUUUUGGCUUUGGUGAUAAAAGUACAAUGACUGGUGUAAGUAAUGAGGGAUAUGUCAAAGAAAAUAUGGAAACUCACCGAUAUAUGAGUGACAUUUUCUAUGUCAUGCAUGCUCUCUUUCCUAAAGAUAGUGAGGAUGCUAGUAUUAUUGGAAAGAAUUAUGUUACUUCUCCUGGUGGUAGUGUUAGUAUUAUGAGAGCUCCUUUUCCUUGUGAAGUAAAAAAAUUAACUUGGGCCAAUGUAUUAAGUUCUGAUGCAGUUAAUGAUGAAGUAAUUCGAGAUGAAAUAUCUGUUUAUGAGAAUAAAAUUCGUCUUAAAUAUUCUUUACUUGCCAAUAGUAGUAUUUUAGUUGAUAAAUAUGAAAAAUAUGUUGAAAAUUUACUCAAAGGUUUAACAGAGGCAGGUACUACUACUCCUAUCUUUCAAAAAGGAGAAUUAGAAAGUCUUCAAGCAAAAAAUUUGAAAUAUGAAGAUAUAAAAGACAAAAUUUCUGUUUUUCCUUCUUAUACUAUUAAAUUAAUAGAGGCAUAUCCAGGAAAUAAAGUAGUUGACAAAUUUGAUGAUGAUGUGACAAAUGAAAAUAGUGCAAAGUGGAGUGAAUUAGCUGAAGUUAAUGCUGAAAAAGAUAAAAUUAAUACUGAAAAAGAAGCAAUAGAAGAUAGAAAAAAUAAAGCCAAAAAAGAAAGUUUAAAAACUGAUGCGACUUUUGAUCCUGCUGCCGAAUUAGCCAAAUUAGAUGUAGCUGAAACUAAUAAUCAAGUUGUAAAAAAUUAUUUGCAAAGUAUAAAAGAUUCUUUGGAAUCAGUAGGGCGGGGAUUAGAUCCAGUGGAACAAAAUGAAUUAGAUCAACUCACUCACUAUAUUGAGAAUGGUGAAGUUCCUUCUCCUGAAAGGAGAAUUCUGCCAAUGGAACUCAAAGCAGCUUUAGGAGCUAAUGAAAUUAAAGAACUGGCUGACAGAGUUAAUGGAGCAAAAAGUAAAAUCAAUAAAGCUGAACUUAUCAAAUACUGUAAAGAAGUCUUGGCUAAAAAACCUGAACUAAUUGAUGAUACUUAUGACCUUCCUAAUGACCAAGCUAAAGAUAAUCUCAAAAAACAAAUCCUGAAAAAGAUGGAAGAUUAUAAAGAAGAUCAAAAAGGAUUGGUUAGGUUAGAUCUCUCAGUUUAUGGAGAUGGUAAAGAAUUUAGUGAAGAUGGAAUUAUUAAGUACUAUACUGAAAAGUUAGGAGGACAAGAUCAUGCCAAGAAGCACUAUAAAAAGUCUUUUGAGGAUAAUAAACAAGAAAAUUUCUGA